CCUCCCUCUCUAUUUGCGAUCGCCUCCUGGAUCACCGACUCCAGCAUUCCCUUCUUGGCCGUCUUCGCGACGUUUGGGAGGGGAACGAAGACGUCGUCAUCUCUUCUCCGGCAGCUUCGGUCGGCGAAGGGAGCUCCAUUCUCGGAACUUCUCCAAUCCCUUUUCCUUGGGAAAUCCCGCGGCAUCGUUUCUGGUUAGGGCCGGCCCCGCCCCAAAAGCCUGAACUACGCCGCUGUGGAGUGGGGACAAGGGAUUUGGGAUACGUUUACGGCUGGGAUGAGGUGAGAAAUAGCUGAGAGCUGAGGAAUAGCUGUCAAGUGAUCACACCUCCAUUGCCUACGAUUUUUGGAUCGUAUCACAUAUAGCUUGUAGAUAGUUGGUGCAUAACUGGAGGUAACAAUGGAGGGAGAGGGGAAAGUUGUUGACCUGAAUAGAACAAAUGAUGUCUUGGAACCUGAUACAGGCAUUAAGGGAGGGCUCUGUGUGCCUAGCAAGGACAAGUUACUAUAUAGACCUCCCGAGAGAAAAUCAACUUUAGGUUUGGAUAUGCUUGCCUGUGCGAAAAGAGGAUCAAAAGGUGAUGGCUUUAAAGUUCCUGCCGAAAGACAAAUUUCGGCCAUUAGUUCUAUAGAUAUGGAUGAAGACGUGAUCGUCGAGAAGUCUGGUUCUUCUAUAAUAGAAGAUUCUACAAGUGGUUCACCUCGUGGUGAAAGCGGUCGUGCUUCUCGUCGCUACCGUGGAACUGGUGCUGAAGAGAAAUCAUGCUCGGAAUCUACUGUAACACAUGAAGGUGAAGGAGGAUAUACUUCUCGCAGACAGCGAGCAAACGAAACUCCACACCGUGAGGCCUCCACUCCCAGAAGUUCCCGGAGUUUUCAGUCCUAUAGUCCUGAUUAUGAUGAGGAAAACAACAAGCAUAGAUAUCAUAGUGAUAGAGGGUAUUUCAAAAGAAAAGAUGAGAAGGGGAGACCCAGCCAUCAGCAGAAGGAUGCUACAGAUCGUGCAAGGAAAAGGAAUCGGCAUGAACAUGUUUCAAGAACACCUGUUAGAUCUGAUUGGGAUGAUGGGAGGUGGGAAUGGGAAGAUACUCCACGUCGAGAUAGUCGAGAUAGUUAUUCUAUGUCUCGUAGGGACCUGCGUCCUUCACCAUCUCCUAUGUUGGCAGGGGCAUCCCCUGAUGCACGCUUAGUUUCUCCAUUGUUGGGUGGCUUCACACCUCGUUCUGCAGCUUCUCCAUGGGACAGUAUCUCUCCUUCUCCAAUCCCUAUACGUGCUGCUGGCUCAAAGAAAUCUUCAGACUCACGUCAAAGUGGAAAAUCACAUAUGCCUACUUUUUCUCUUUCAGCAAGUUCUGAGGGCCAUGGCGCUGAUCGAGACUCUGUAGAUCAAGACUCUUACAGAGAUUAUGAGAUCACUGAGGAGAUGCGUCAAGAAAUGGAUUAUAAUGCUGAUCGUGCAUGGUAUGACAGAGAAGAACACAACACAAUGUUUGACACUGAUAGCUCAUCAUUCUUUCUUGGAAAUGACACUUCUUACCAGAAGAAAGAGGCGGAGUUGGCAAAGAAAUUGACUCGCAAGGAUGGAACUCUGAUGACACUUUCCCAGAGCAAAAAGUUAUCACAGUUAACUUCCGAUAAUGCUCAGUGGGAAGACAGACAGCUUUUGAGAUCUGGAGCUGUUAGAGGAACAGAGGUGCAGACAGAGUUUGAGGAUGAGGAUGAGCGCAAAGUUAUUCUUCUGGUUCAUGAUACAAAGCCUCCUUUCUUGGACGGGAGGGUGGUAUAUACAAAGCAGGCUGAACCUGUGAUGCCUAUAAAAGAUCCCACAUCAGACAUGGCUAUAAUUGCACGCAAAGGCUCUGUUUUAGUUAGAGAGAUUCAUGAAAAACAGAGUAUGAACAAGUCACGCCAACGAUUUUGGGAGCUAGCUGGAUCAAAACUUGGUGACAUAUUAGGGGUUCAGAAGACAGCUGAGCAGGUUGAUGCAGAUACUGCAGUUGUAGGAGAUGAGGGAGAAGUUGAUUUUAAGGAGGAUGCAAAGUUUGCACAGCACAUGAAAAGCAAGGGUGAAGCAGUCAGUGAUUUUGCCAAGUCAAAAUCUCUUUCACAGCAAAGACAGUAUCUCCCAAUAUAUUCUGUCCGUGAGGAAUUGUUGCAGGUAGUCCGUGAAAAUCAGGUGAUUGUUGUUGUUGGAGAAACUGGUUCUGGAAAGACAACACAACUGACACAGUUUCUUAAUGAAGAUGGAUAUACUAUUACUGGCAUUAUUGGUUGUACACAACCUAGACGUGUAGCAGCCAUGAGUGUUGCAAAACGAGUCAGCGAGGAGAUGGAGACAGAGUUAGGUGAUAAAGUUGGCUACGCAAUUCGCUUUGAGGAUGUUACUGGUCCAAAUACUAUAAUAAAGUAUAUGACAGAUGGAGUACUUCUGCGUGAAACAUUGAAGGACUCUGACCUUGACAAAUAUCGAGUUGUUAUCAUGGAUGAAGCACAUGAGAGAUCGCUAAGUACUGAUGUGUUGUUCGGCAUACUAAAAAAGGUGGUUGCUCGGAGACGUGACUUCAAGCUCAUUGUGACGUCUGCGACAUUAAAUGCUCAAAAGUUCUCCAAUUUCUUUGGAAGCGUGCCAAUUUUCCACAUUCCUGGGAGGACAUUUCCUGUGAACAUCUUGUAUAGCAAAACACCUUGUGAAGACUAUGUAGAAGCUGCAGUGAAGCAGGUGAUGACUAUCCACAUCACCAGUGCUCCUGGUGACAUCCUCAUUUUCAUGACAGGACAGGAUGAGAUUGAAGCAACCUGCUAUGCUCUUGCCGAACGUAUGGAGCAGCUGACUGCAUCCACAAGCAGGGCAGUCCCCAAGCUUCUCAUACUGCCUAUCUACUCUCAGCUGCCAGCUGACCUGCAAGCAAAGAUUUUUCAGAAAGCUGAAGAUGGGGCUCGCAAAUGCAUUGUUGCAACCAACAUUGCUGAGACAUCACUUACAGUGGAUGGUAUCUUCUAUGUCAUAGACACAGGGUAUGGUAAGAUGAAGGUCUACAAUCCUAGGAUGGGUAUGGAUGCUCUUCAAGUGUUUCCAGUCAGCCGAGCAGCUGCUGACCAGCGGGCUGGACGAGCAGGGAGGACAGGCCCCGGGACAUGCUAUCGGUUGUACACAGAGACAGCAUACCAAAAUGAGUUGCUCCCCAACCCUGUGCCUGAGAUCCAGAGAACUAAUCUGGGGAAUGUGGUUUUGUUGCUCAAGUCCUUAAAAAUUGAAAAUCUCUUGGAUUUUGACUUUAUGGACCCUCCUCCGCAAGAGAACAUUCUGAAUUCCAUGUAUCAGCUCUGGGUGUUGGGUGCAUUGAAUAAUGUGGGUGGUCUUACAGACAUAGGCUGGAAAAUGGUUGAGUUCCCUUUAGAUCCGCCUCUUGCCAAAAUGUUGUUGAUGGGAGAGCAGCUUGGAUGCAUAAACGAAGUGUUGAUAAUCGUGUCUAUGCUCUCGGUACCAUCGGUUUUCUUUCGACCAAAGGACCGAGCAGAAGAGAGUGAUGCAGCAAGGGAGAAAUUCUUUGUCCCAGAAUCUGACCACCUGACUCUUUUAAAUGUUUACCAGCAGUGGAAAGCAAACCAGUAUCGUGGGGACUGGUGCAAUGAUCACUUCUUGCAUGUGAAAGGGCUUCGGAAGGCCAGAGAAGUUCGGUCCCAGCUACUAGACAUACUCAAGUCCUUGAAAAUUCCUGUGACUUCAUGUGGGAUGGAUUGGGAUGUGGUGAGGAAGGCAAUCUGUUCUGCAUAUUUCCACAAUUCUGCCAGGCUAAAAGGCAUUGGUGAGUAUGUCAAUUGCCGGAAUGGAAUGCCUUGCCAUCUGCAUCCCAGCAGUGCGCUAUAUGGACUUGGAUAUACUCCAGACUAUGUGGUUUAUCAUGAACUCAUACUGACAACGAAAGAGUACAUGCAAUGUGCGACCGCAGUUGAGCCUCAGUGGCUGGCAGAGUUGGGGCCCAUGUUUUUCUCUGUUAAGGAGUCGGAUACAUCCAUGCUCGAGCACAAAAAGAAGCAGAAGGAAGAGAAGACAGCCAUGGAGGAGGAGAUGGAAAAUCUGAGGAAGGAGCAAGCUGAAAUGGAGAGGACAAGCAAGGAGAGAGAGAAGGAGAAAAGGGCAAGGCAACAGCAGCAAGUUGUAAUGCCAGGCUUGCGGCAGGGUUCUUCCACUUAUCUGAGACCCAAAAAAAUGGGAUUAUAGACAAGUUUUUGCAGUCAAAGUGCUGCCUUUCUCCUGUACGAUAUGAAAAUUAGUUGGACGAUAAUACAUCUGUACAUUGUCAUAUUGUUUCUUUAUGAGACUACACUAGAAUCACCGUUGCCUUUUUCCCCAAGUUUUAAAGGCCGUCUUCAAUAUACAUACUAUUUUUUGUUUUAUUAAUAGGUGUUAUUGAUUGCAGAAAGAUGGCGGCUCUCCGGAUUGACGUUACGUGCAAUGUGGUGUUAUGUACUUUUUGUAGACACAGAUAUUUAACUAUGAUUACCUGUCACUAGAUAAAGCAUUACAAUGUUCAA
Messenger RNA from Phoenix dactylifera (date palm), 4535 nucleotides. RefSeq names its product RNA helicase family protein. The record is from RefSeq and is a predicted model, not a curated record. Gene Ontology annotation, molecular function: ATP binding; helicase activity; RNA binding. Lineage: Eukaryota; Viridiplantae; Streptophyta; Magnoliopsida; Arecales; Arecaceae. Gene Ontology annotation, cellular component: intracellular anatomical structure.